Messenger RNA from Rhincodon typus (whale shark), 4457 nucleotides. RefSeq names its product mitogen-activated protein kinase 6 (gene mapk6). Gene Ontology annotation, molecular function: ATP binding; MAP kinase activity. The transcript is spliced from 6 exons. Lineage: Eukaryota; Metazoa; Chordata; Chondrichthyes; Orectolobiformes; Rhincodontidae. Bases 869 to 3070 code for a protein of 733 amino acids. Gene Ontology annotation, cellular component: nucleus; cytoplasm. Gene Ontology annotation, biological process: cell surface receptor signaling pathway; protein phosphorylation; intracellular signal transduction. The record is from RefSeq and is a predicted model, not a curated record.
ACCGGCAACAACUGCCGCAAACGCAAUUUAAAUUCGGCUUCACACUGGUUACUUACAGUGACUUUGACUUGUAGUAAAUGAAUGCACCCAAAUUAAAUGAUUAGUGAGCGCUCGAUUCUUGAGAACGAGGAGUCUUUUACCUGGUUGUCUGAUAAACUUUAGCACAUACAACACAGCCGUUGACUUAACCGCUGUCAAGCGCCAAAAAAAAUGGUUGUCCAAAUAUAAAAUGGAUGAUAGCUUUGAUUGUGACUGCGGUGAGCUUGAGCCACCUGAUCAUUAAUGGAAGUCAUCUUUUAGGGUUAGAAAGCUGCCACAAGUUCAUUUCUUGUCCAGGCUAUAGUUAAAAGGAAAGAAAAAAAGUGCUCAUCAGCACUGUAGAAUGACGCUGCUCAGGACCAGUCUUACACUGAAUGUAUCUGCACUAUGAGGAGGAUGUCAAUAGAGGUUUAUAACACAUAUAUAUGUAUUGUCACACGCCUUGUUAAAUGUUAGCCUGUUUACAGCAGUAGUUUGGAUGCAUCUGUCUGUCGAAGUUCAUUCCGUUGCAAUCAAACUUUAGUUUCAUUUUUAAUGUCUGCAGGGAUGCCCUUUUUUGAAUUAGAAGCCUAACAUUUACUGACCUAGGUCAGACGAGAAUUUCUAUUCUUCAAGUUGUUCAUUCUUGAAAGGAGGGAUUCAACUGGGAACAGAGCUGAACUUGUUCAGAUAGGGUAGAUGGCCCAUACAUUUCAAAGAGAAAAUAUCUUGAAGUUACGAAAAGGUUAAAGUUGGCUUGCUCUCUGUUGUGGAAGCUGAUUUUUCAUUAGUUUAGUUUUGACAUAGGAUUGCCCAUCUGAUAGGAGAGGAAAGCUUGAGGGUUAUCAACAUGGCAGAAAAGUUUGGAAGUUUAAUGAACAUUCAUGGUUUUGAUUUGGGUGCUCGGUAUAUGGACUUGAAGCCACUUGGGUAUGGUGGCAAUGGCCUGGUUUUCUCUGCUGUGGACAAUGACUGUGACAAGCGAGUGGCUGUCAAGAAAAUUGUCCUGAGUGACCCACAGAGUGUCAAACACGCCUUGCGGGAGAUCAAAAUCAUCCGACGACUUGACAAUGAUAACAUAGUGAAGGUGUUUGAGAUUUUGGGUCCAAGUGGGAUACCGAUCUCUGAUGAUGUGGGUGCGAUCACAGAACUGAAUGCAGUAUACAUUGUUCAAGAGUACAUGGAGACCGAUCUAGCGAAGCUGUUGGAACAGGGUCCAUUCUCAGAAGAGCAUGCUAGGCUCUUCAUGUACCAGCUGCUUCGUGGGCUAAAAUACAUCCAUUCAGCUAAUGUUCUGCACAGAGAUCUCAAACCGGCUAACCUCUUCAUUAACACUGAGGAUUUGGUGCUGAAAAUAGGGGAUUUUGGUCUGGCACGCAUCAUGGAUCCCCAUUACUCUCACAAAGGCUAUCUGUCUGAAGGACUGGUUACUAAGUGGUACAGAUCUCCACGUCUUCUCCUUUCUCCCAACAACUACACCAAAGCCAUUGACAUGUGGGCUGCUGGCUGCAUCUUUGCUGAAAUGCUGACUGGGAAAACACUUUUUGCAGGUGCUCAUGAGCUGGAGCAAAUGCAGUUGAUUCUUAAUUCCAUCCCUGUAAUCCAUGAAGAAGACCUUCAGGAGUUAUUGGGUGUGAUUCCAGUUUAUAUACAAAAUGACAUGACAGAACCCCACAAUCCGUUGCCACAGCUACUCCCUGGUGUAUGUGCUGAAGCAUUGGAUUUUUUGGAACAAAUUUUGACCUUCAAUCCAAUGGACAGACUGACAGCGGCUGAAGCGUUGGCCCAUCCGUACAUGAGUAUUUAUUCCUUCCCUUUGGAUGAACCCACAUCUACCCACCCCUUUCACAUUGAGGAUGAAGUUGAUGAGAUUUUGCUAAUGGAUGAAAGUCACAGCCAUAUUUACAACUGGGACAGAUACCAAGAAAGUGAAUUGUCAGACCAUGACUGGCCUUUGCACAGUAACUUUGAGGCAGAUGAUGUUCAACGAGAUCCACGAGCAAUGUCUGACAUGACUGAAGAAGAUGAGGUACAAGUGGACCCUCGCAAGUAUUUAGAUGGAGAACGUGAAAAGUAUUUGGAGGAUCCUGCAUUUGACUUGAACUUUUCCACUGAACAUUCUUGGCCACAUUCAGAUCACCAUGAAAACAAAUACUGUGAUCUAGAAUGUGGCCACACCUGUAAUUAUAAAGUGGGGUCACCAUCCUACUUGGAUAACUUGGUGUGGAGGGAGAGUGAAGUGAAUCAUUACUAUGAGCCCAAACUUAUUAUAGACCUAUCUAACUGGAAAGAGCAGAGCAGAGAUAAGCCAGAUAAAAAAGGCAAGUCAAAGUGUGAAAAGAAUGGACUGGUGAAAGCACAGUUAGCUUUGGUGGAGGCAACACACCAGAUUGCUGAGAAGGGCAAAGAGAAGAUUCGGGGGUUUGACUUUGAUUCUUUCAUGGCAAGCACCAUCAAGCUUAGUUUGCAGCCUGAGACUUGUGAUAUAGAUAAGCUGAAUGACUUGAACAGUUCAGUAUCCAAAUUGGACCUGAAAAGUUCAAUGUCAAAUUGCAAGUCCGUCAGUCAGGAGAAGGAGGAGAAAGGAAUGGCCAAUUUGGCUCAACUGGAAUAUCGAAGUCAGAAUCCAUGGGAUUGCCAAUUUGCAAUUGAUGGAAGCGAUGGUGAAGAGGAAGGUUUUCUAAUUCACCUAGAUGAAGAUGUUUGUUGGGACAACAGGAAGGAUGAGCAGCUAGAAAAAAGUACAUUCACUAGUUAUUUAGACAAGUUAUUCAACAAAAAAGAUGAUGUAGAAAUCGCAGAAUCUGAGCCGGCAAGUGACAGGAAACUGGGGGAAAGAAUUAGUGAUGAGUGUGCGAAAGAGGUGAGCAGGAAUGGGGAGAUCCCAUUCAGCAAGCAGUUGGAGUCCAUUGGUAUUCCCCAGUUUGACAAUCCUGUCAGUUCACCACUGAAAUCUAAAGCGAUUCAGACCACUUUAGCACCUGCCGCUGCAAAACUGUCUCCUCAGAUUCCUCAUAAGACCUAUAGUAGCAUCUUGAAACAUUUGAACUGAAUAGAACACUCAGCAGACAUUUGUUUUGUAUACUUUACUAUGUGCAUUUGUCUUGUUUUCUUAAUUCUGGAAUCUUAUUUUUGUAAGUUCAAACUGUGCUCCUUUUGGUUUGAAUGGUUUACCAUUUUUACACGUCAAAUUAUUUUGACAUUGCAUUUUAAUUUUUUGUAAACUUAUGUCAUUUGCACACGGUUUAAAAUAUGUACAUUAAGACAAAAAAGACUAAUGCAGAAAAUUGUGACUAUGAAACAGUGGUGUGAAAAUGCACUAGGCCAAGUGGACAUAUUUUAUUGGUGAAAUUAAAAAAAACCACCAAGCACCGUCUACUUGUUUUGCAAAUGGAAUUGUUUCCAUUUUGGCAAAUACAUGGUUGAAAUAUAUUUGCAUGAGAUUUUUAAAAAUUCAUUUGAAAUCAAAUUAAAAGUGUUUAAGUCCAAGCAGUAAAGUGCGUUUGUUUCUCCCCGGCAGUACAUUAGACAUUUUCUGAUAGCUUAAAUGUUUCUUAAACAUGUGAUGCCAGCAAAACCAGCAAAUGAAUGCAGAACAUGGUACGCAUGUGUUAUCUACCUCAAGGUAACGGCAAUGAGUGGCUGACCUUGAGCCACCUUCAGUGCUUCACAGCAUGGACGUGAACUUAGCCAGCAUCACUGUACUAGCAGUUGUUCCCUGUUUGAAAAGCUGUCAGUACUUGUAACUUUCUGGUAUGCAUUUUCCAUAGUAAAGUGUUCAGAUACAUUAUUUAUUUUAGCAGAUGUAAGAUUUUUUCUGUAUUUAUUUUAAUUUUAUAGUUUCAUUGUGACUUUAAAAUGAAUUUUGGGGCAUUUUGAAGCUAACUUCAUGUUUGGCACUAUAGUUAAUUGUGUACAAUGAAAAUCACCUUGUCCUAAUGCUUUUCCCAUUUUCUUGUCUUUAGAAUUGGCUUGUUUUGAAAAGAGCAUUCACUAUAUAUAGGAAUUGGUACAUUUUAGUGAUGCUUAACUUCCCAUUAAAUAAACCUUCGAACAAUUUAGAAUUCAUUUCAAAGCUGAUUUUGGAAAUGCUCCAAGAUGUCUUAAAUUCUAUGUUUAAUUUGUUUAAAAUUUAAGAUUAGAAAUCUCUGCAUGGAAAUAACUGAGUUGCAAACAUUUCUGUAAAAAUUAAAAAUAUAGACAACAGUAAGAUGAAUGUUGAAUUUUCAUCUUUAUUUUUAUUGUACAUUUUUAUUAAAUUUGUAAUUUCUCAAGCCAGCAUGAUUUCCAUAGGUUCAGAAUAUAGCAUGUAGAAUUAUUUCUGGAAAUUUAUUUGCAUUUACCAAUUUAGAUACUAAGUUUCUGUAUUAUUGGUUCUCAUCCUCUUCCCUCCCCCAAAAAAUCCAAAAAGGAACAAAUAAACAUAACCCAAACCUAAA